Cannabis sativa is the source of this 1014-nucleotide messenger RNA. RefSeq lists its product as uncharacterized. Gene Ontology annotation, cellular component: mitochondrial matrix. Lineage: Eukaryota; Viridiplantae; Streptophyta; Magnoliopsida; Rosales; Cannabaceae. The transcript has 3 exons. The coding region runs from base 113 to 739 and encodes 208 amino acids. The record is from RefSeq and is a predicted model, not a curated record.
GGUGUAAAGAGUAAAGAAUAUUUAUCAAGCUUCUCUUUCUCUUUUGCAUUUUUCUUCUUCCGGGUUAGGGGAAGGAAGUAGCUAGCUAAGCCCAGAAAGUGGAAGAAAGAGAAUGCAGAGAGUGAGCAAAAUCAUUGAGAAGGGUGCUAAAGCUCUUCAAGAUCUAAACUUGCUCAAACUUUUGCAAUCUGAGAUUACCCAUGAGCUCUCUUCCAAUCCCUUUCAGGAAGUGAAAAGUGGAUCUUUGGGAGAUUUUGUAGUGGACUGGGACUCAUUGCAAUCUCAGGACAUGGUUCUUCGGCGAAAAUGUGAGACAGGUGAGGAGGUUGCUGUCUCAGCAUUGCUAGGUCCAUUGCCCUUUACUAGGGAGACAGACACAGAUGAUAGUGUGUUCCCACGAAACGUUUUAAUGAAGAUAUGUGUGAAGAAGCCCGGAUUGAGAUCUGUGUUGCAGUUCGAUUGUGAAGUUUAUAACAAAGGCGGUAAUGGGUCUGAGUUCGACAUCCAAAAUGCCUAUUAUCUUCAAUCUUCAUCAGCUAUCAGUAGUUCAGACUACAGAGGCCCGGUAUUCUGUGAUCUUGACCAUCGGCUGAUCGGGGCGUUCAAGGAGUACUUAAUAUCAAAGGGUAUUGGAGAAAGCUUGACAAAUUUCCUUAUCCUUCACCUUCACAAAAAGGAGCACGGCCAAUACGUGAACUGGUUAAAGAAACUCGAGUCCAUGGUAACUAAAGACGAGUGAUGAACAGGCAAUCCCUUCUCCAUUUUAAACCUCAUGAAUCUAUUCUCUUUAACUCAGACACCACCAAUUUUUGUAUGGAGGAUGUUGUAGGUAAAAAUAUGUUGAUUAUUGAUCAGUAUACAAAGUUUUUUACUCUUCAAAUGGUUACAGGGUCUCUUGCUCUUAGUUCUAACAAUGAAGCUUAAGCUAGCUUCCUUUCAUAUAUAUUUGUUUGUUUGUAGCUUGGACAACAUUUACCAAAAAUAUUGACCUCUUUGAUGGGUUAGUUGAUUUAA